CCAGCAAGAAACCUUAUAGGGGAAUUUUCUAAUCUGGGGUUUGAUAGAAAUGAGCUAGAUGCAAUGUAUCAUGAAAUGUUAGUUGAUGCAAUCGGUCCACAGGGUGAAUAUAAUGAGGACGCAAUGGCUGAAGAGCCAAAUCAUAAGGCAAGGGAAUUUUAUGAACUUUUGCAUGCUGUAGAAGUUCAUAUAGGUAGUGGGGAACAGAAUGUGACUGUUCUUUCAUGGAUGGCAGAAAUGCUAAAUAUGAAAACUCAUUAUAACAUGAGUGCUUCUAACUGGGAGAUGACAUUAUCAUUGAGUCGAAAGUUGUUAAGUGCAGAAGACCAAGAAAAGGUGCCAAAAGAUUUCUACACUGCUAAGAAAAUGAUAAAUGUGCUCGGACUUGGAUAUAAGAAAAUUGAUGUUUGCAUUAAUGAUUGUUUCUUGUAUUAUGAUGAGCAAAGCAAGAAUUUAAAUGCUUGUCCGGUGUGUGGAGAAUCUCGAUAUGAACUGAGGAAUAUGGCUGCGGUGAGGCAGAAAGCAGUUCCAAGAAAAUCUUUGUGGUACUUUCCAAUUAUCCCAAGACUGCAACGACUAUACAUGUCUAGGAAAAUAGCGGAGCACAUGACAUGGCAUUUGAAAUGCAGUGAUGAUUCAGAUGAAGUUAUUCAUCUUGUAGGUAGUCAAGCAUGGAAGCACUUUGAUGAAACGUACCCAACAUUUGCCGCAGAACCUAGAAAUGUUAGACUUGGGUUGUGCACAGAUGGUUUCAAUCCAUUUGGCCCCUCUGCAUCAGCUUACUCUUGUUGGCCUGUUUUCCUUACAGUCUAUAACCUUCCGCCUGAAUUGUGCAUGAAUUCGGAGCAUAUAUUCCUUUCCAUGAUAAUUGCUGGACCUAAAAGUCCAGGGAAAAAUAUUGAUGUUCUACUUAGGCCAUUGAUUGAUGAACUUAAUGAAUUAUGGACAAAUGGGGUUGAAACAUAUGACAAUUUUAGAAAACAAAAUUUUAUCAUGAAAGCUGCACUGUUGUGGACUGUCUGCAGCGGAAGAUACGAGGUUGAUCCACGCCUAUUGACUUUAGUAACUGGACCUGUCAGCAUUGUGAUCCAUCCGUCUUCUCGUAUAGUUGACAUCAAUCCUCAGUAUAAACUACAGACAAAUGAACCUUUCAUCUUAGCAAGUCAAGCCCAACAAGUGUUCUACACUUCUUAUCCUUCUAAAAAUCCGCGUAAGAAAGGGUGGUAUGCUGCUUGUAAGAUUAGGGCAAGAGCGAUAAUUGACACUUCAUCUCUGGGUAAUUGUGUAAAUAAUUAUCAGGAUGAUGAUCCUCUUAUGCUGCAAUUAGUGCAACCCUCAACUAUUGUGGAUGAUCAUGUUCCGCUAGCAUCUUCGGGAGGAGAACGAGUGGUUAUUGGUGAGGACUUGCAAUUAUCUUAUUCGGCUGAACAAAAUGAGGAAGAAUGUGUGGAUGAGGAUGAUGAGGAAGAGGACGAGUUUGAGGGGACAGAAACACCAGAAGAAGAAGUUCUAGAUUACUUUACCGAGAGUGAUAGUGAUUAGCUGUAUUUUGUUUGAUCUUUUUCUUGAACUGAACAAAUGAUAGAUGACCAUUUAUAUUUUGUUUGUGUAACUAAAGUAUGACAUAUUUU
Molecule: messenger RNA, 1631 nt
Organism: Rubroshorea leprosula
Lineage: Eukaryota; Viridiplantae; Streptophyta; Magnoliopsida; Malvales; Dipterocarpaceae
Source: the annotation of a GenBank genome assembly